Molecule: messenger RNA, 1050 nt
Organism: Alternaria viburni
Lineage: Eukaryota; Fungi; Ascomycota; Dothideomycetes; Pleosporales; Pleosporaceae
Exons: 4
Coding region: 1-1050 (349 amino acids)
Source: RefSeq, a predicted model, not a curated record
AUGAUCGCGAUUAGUGCGAACACUCAUCAGAUAACGAUAGUCGCAUUCGCGCUCGCUUCCGAUAGCGAAUUGGAAGCCCCAGACCACGGUACCAACCCUAGUUUCCCAUACAGCAGAAGAGAAGACAGUAUCUUUACCCUUCAAGCGACAAACAAUGUUCCCGCAGUAUCAUUCUACGGUGACUCCGGUCGCUGGCUUCUGAGCAGCUGCAUUGAUGGCAAGACAUCGAUGUGGGAUUUGUACACCAAGAAAGAGGUGGCUACAUUCCAGUUAGGCUGGUGCGCUAGCGCAAGCGAUCUCUCGAAGCCGCCUCGUUACAUAUCUCACAGAUUCCUGUGCGACUGUCCGGGCGCGCAAAAUGUUCUCCACGGGGCAUGGGGUACUAUAGCGCUGGACACGCGAUCCGCAUACGAGUUACCGUUAGACGAAGGCAUGACUGCGAGUUCGACAUGUAGCUCGAGCGACUUCCUAGAUAUCUCCGACCAGAAGAAACGGUUCAAAGUUUCCGAAACCACCUCUCAUCAAUACCAUCCCGACACAGACGACGAAGAGGACAGUACAGAUGACGAAGAAAUCGAAGUAGUCAGUGAAGCGAACGAGACAGACAACGACGAAGAAGAUAUUGAUCCGAAUCACCAGCUUCUCGGGAUGACGUUUGAGGAGUUGGCUCAAUCUAUACCCGAGCUGGGCAUCUUCAUAGUCGGAUCUCCGGCCGGUCGUGUCGGCGUCUUCAGUCUGUACUAUACUAGAGACAAGAACACUGGGGAGCCGCGGUAUGGCUUCAAACUUGAAUACCUUCUGCCGUUCCGGUCAGGUAAUGAGACAGAGAUAGCAGGAGGGCCGAAUGAACGGCUGCUUGGUGUGGCUGUAGCGCCUGUACAAGGCAUGUUCGACCCUUCAGAAGAUAUCGAAGUACCUGAUCAAGAGGGGUUCACUAAGCCUCGCCGAUGGCGCUUAUUGAUGUACUACAUGGAUCAUACUGUAUUGAGCUUUGAGUUAUCGAAGCGGACGGUGGGUGAGUCGCCAAGCUUGGAUGAUAUGGUCGUUUAG